AUGGAUCUGAGAAGUUUGAUGAACACAUCUGACGACGGGGACCGGCCCCGAGCCGCUGCCGCUGCCGCUGCCGCCGCCGCCGCCGCUGGUCUUCCCCCAGGUCAUCCUGCUCACUCUCGCCCUUCCUCUCAACCCCUUGCGCCGAAGCAGCAGCAGCAGCAGCAGCAGCCGCAACCGCAUCCGCAACAUCAGCCACCGCCGCCGCUACCCUAUCAGCAGCAGGCUCCCACGACACCUUCCCAAGCUACGACGGCGUACGCAUUCAGAGAAUCGGCCUACAGCCACGCCUUGCACUCGUCCCCCGGAAAGCCGCCGGCUCCUCAAGAAUACGCCGUGCAUCCCCAGGCCUCAACUCCAUCAUUCCCUCCACAGUCGCCUUAUCAAACUCCCGGGCCCUAUCCUGGCCGACAGGCACCCCCACCGCUUCAGGCGGGCGUUCCUGCUCCGUAUGCCGAUGCGCGAUCUCCUCAGAGUGCGACCAUGGCUGGGCAGUCGCCCUAUCGUCACACGCCCACAUCUUCGGUGAGCGGUCCCAGCGGGGGUUAUCCAUUCCCUCCCACUGGCCCGCCUCAAGAUGUCUCCAGCCCUGUGCAACGACACCAAUAUCCACAGCCCAACGCGUAUCCCUCAAGAGAGAGCUACUCCCACCCAUCUGGUGCACCAGCGCCUUCUCCGUACACCCAGCAGCAACAACAACAACAACAACAACAACAGCAGCAGCAGCAGCAGCAGCUCCUGCAGCAACAACAGCAAUUACAGCAGCAACAACAACAACAACAACAACAACAACAACAACAACAACAACAACAACAACAACAACAACAAGCGCCGCCGCCGCCGCCUCAGCACAUGCCCCAAACGCCGCCUAUCGGCACCCCGGUCGGCGUGCACCCGUACCUUCACCAGCGCUCUCAAUCGACGCAUUCAACUCCUACUCCCACAUCCGCUCAUAGUCAAAACCCGCAGCAACUUCACGGCCAUGCGUACCCUCACGGCAGUCCUGUGGCGACGGCACAUCCCCCCCCUGAACAUAGCCGACAGCUCUCUCAGCCGCCUACCCCACUGGGCCCGCCCCAGACCGGGCCUCGACAAUCUUCCACCGCACCGAGCUUUGCGCAACCACAAAGUCCCUACCAAAAGAGACUGUCUGCCUCGCACCUUGCCCAAGCCACACCACCACCACCACCACCACCACCACCUCGCAUGCCCAGCUCCCACAGCGGCCACGAACGAAGAUCCUUGUCACAAAAAUCAGAGGCGCGAUCGCAUCCGAGUGUCAUCAACAUGGUGGAACUCGAACGCGAACGCGAACGCGAACGCGCCGCGACACCCGCCAAAAGAAAGCUUGCUGAUAGAGAUUUAAGCCCGAGGGAACUCGAGCGGAAGGAGCCACGGCCUCCACCGGCUGAGGUCAAUGGCGGACCCAGACUCUCCCGAUCGCCUGUGAUGCAGCGAAAGAGAAAGAUACACACGACGCCUCCCAUCUGGGCACAGACAUGGAACGCUCGGGAGAACAAGAGGCUGAAGCUGGCCAAUUUCGAGCUACAAAAACGAGGACCACCUAGCGUCAAUGGCAAGACAGAGCCUAUAAAACAGGACAGCUCCAGCCGCCAUACGUCUCCAGAGGCCGCGCGAUCCACUGCGCCGCCGGUUCAGGAACCACCCAAGCCUGAUGGUCUGCUUGGCUCAUGGGAGGAGAGCAUUCUCGGCACCCGACCGUACGAGGAACUAUCCAAGACGAUUGCCGAUUUCCUGUUCAAGAAUGUCACGCUCCACCCCGACUCUGGCGAGAUUAUUGGGCGAGGCGUGCAGUUCGAGAUCGAGGCCAAGAUGGGUCAGCUCAUCGAUAAAGACACCAACGGUCGCGUUGAGAGGGCAAUCGGCUCGGAAUGUGUUCUACACGACACCGGCCGUCUUGCCUUCAGAAGCAGCAUGACAGAGGCAUGUUUCCUCCGCCCUGCCAAUUUUCUCUAUUUUGCCCAACACAAAGGUCUAAAUGAAUUCCUGAACAAUACGGUUGUUCAGACAGACCCACGGAAUCCCAACGCCCGAGGCCGUGUUCAAAUACAGUACAAGCAUCGACGGGAGGUUGACAAGUUCUACGAGCUGCCGAACGCUCUGCAGGCCCGUCUUCCAGGCUGUGUUCGAUCUCUCCUGUCUGGCAGGCGAUCGAUCAAGGUCCGUGUUACGUAUGACCAGAAGACACAACAAGUCCUGGCCAAGAUUGUCAAGGCACGAGUGGCCGACAUUCACAUCCAUCUGCCAACGUGCCCGCUCGACUGUCGUAUCAGUAUCAACCUCGAAAUGCCAUGGGACGGAUCCGUCGAGGAGCUGGAAAGCAUGGCUGUUGGGCAUGCUGAUAAAUUCCCCGACCGGAAUAAAGACCGCCUGAGUUAUAAACAGAACCACUACCAGAUCGACUUGACACAGGUGACACAGAUGAUGCCGGGCCCUGGAAAUACCCACCGGAUCGACAAAGAGCACGAGCUCGAGGUCGAGUUGUCGUCAGAUAUUCUUCUCGACCAACAACGCCGAGCAAUGAGGAACGAGCCGCAUCAAUACCCCCAACUCGUUGAGGGAUUUGUCGACAACGUACGCGUCCUGGCCCGGAAGAGCCGUGAUUUCAUGUAA
Colletotrichum graminicola M1.001 is the source of this 2631-nucleotide messenger RNA. Its product is annotated as mRNA capping enzyme. The transcript has 4 exons. Gene Ontology annotation, biological process: 7-methylguanosine mRNA capping; polynucleotide 5' dephosphorylation. The coding region runs from base 1 to 2631 and encodes 876 amino acids. The record is from RefSeq and is a predicted model, not a curated record. Gene Ontology annotation, cellular component: mRNA capping enzyme complex. Lineage: Eukaryota; Fungi; Ascomycota; Sordariomycetes; Glomerellales; Glomerellaceae. Gene Ontology annotation, molecular function: polynucleotide 5'-phosphatase activity.